Capsella rubella is the source of this 1387-nucleotide messenger RNA. RefSeq names its product UDP-URONIC ACID TRANSPORTER 1. Bases 179 to 1108 code for a protein of 309 amino acids. The transcript has 4 exons. The record is from RefSeq and is a predicted model, not a curated record. NCBI's taxonomy places the organism in Eukaryota, Viridiplantae, Streptophyta, Magnoliopsida, Brassicales, Brassicaceae. Gene Ontology annotation, cellular component: Golgi apparatus. Gene Ontology annotation, molecular function: antiporter activity.
AAAGGAAGCUUUUUGUCCUUUGCCGUUCCAUGCUCGAAGCAAGGACCUGAUUUCUCUCGUUUCCUCUUUCUCUCUCUCUCUCUCUCUUUCUUUCUUUCUUCUCUUCAUUCGAAUCUCGAUCUGGACGAGGAAGAAGAAGAAACCCAGAUCAGAAAAGAAAAACAAACAGACGAAAACAAUGUCUUCGUCGUCGAAGAAACAAACCCUUUUCAUAUCGACACUAAUCAUCUCAUGGUACUCUUCCAACAUCGGUGUUCUUCUCCUCAACAAGUUCCUCCUCUCCAACUAUGGCUUCAAAUUCCCCAUUUUUCUCACAAUGUGUCACAUGUCCGCUUGCGCUAUCCUUAGCUACAUCUCCAUCGUCUUCCUCAAGCUUGUUCCUCUCCAACACCUCAAAUCUCGAUCCCAAUUCCUUAAGGUUGCCACUCUCAGCAUCGUCUUUUGUGCUUCCGUCGUCGGCGGUAACAUUUCGCUCCGUUACCUUCCCGUCUCUUUCAAUCAGGCCGUCGGUGCCACGACUCCCUUUUUCACUGCUCUCUUCGCUUAUCUUAUGACCUUUAAGAGAGAAGCUUGGGUUACUUAUGGUGCUCUUGUCCCCGUCGUUGCCGGAGUCGUCAUCGCCAGUGGGGGUGAGCCAGGAUUUCACUGGUUUGGGUUCAUUAUGUGCAUUAGUGCUACGGCGGCAAGAGCCUUUAAAUCCGUUCUUCAAGGCAUUUUGCUUUCUUCAGAGGGGGAGAAAUUGAAUUCGAUGAAUUUGAUGUUGUAUAUGUCCCCAAUAGCUGUGGUAGCUCUUCUUCCUGUCACGCUAUUUAUGGAACCAGACGUGAUCAGCGUGACCUUGACCCUUGCAAAACAACAUCAGUACAUGUGGAUACUUCUUCUUGUUAACUCGGUGAUGGCUUAUUCAGCCAAUUUGUUGAAUUUCCUGGUUACCAAACACACAAGCGCCCUCACCCUCCAGGUUCUUGGAAAUGCUAAAGGAGCAGUUGCAGUGGUGAUUUCGAUCUUGAUCUUUCAAAACCCGGUUACGGUUAUGGGAAUUGGCGGGUACUCCAUAACCGUCCUUGGGGUGGUUGCUUAUGGAGAGACAAAACGCAGAUUUAGAUGAGCUUACAGACCUUUGGCAAGUAACAAACAUAGCUUCUCUAUGUUUGUUACUUCUUCUGUUCAAGACUCCUCUAUUAGGACCUGAAGUUUUUGGGGAUUUAAGAGAUGAGAAUAUCUCAUCAGUAGUGAUUUUUUGUAACUAUCAUAUAUAUACGCACUUUAUUAGUAUGUAAUAUUGCAUUGGACAAUGUUAGAUUCCAUGGUGAGAGAUUAUCACUCUUCUGUUUCCAGGAUGAGAUUCCAUUUUGGUUAAUUUAACAUAUUAAUUAAUUAUAUAGCA